UGUGUCAAGUAUUUACGUAAACGAAUGUUCAAUAUUCAAUAUCGAUAGUAAUCAAUUUAUAUUUUGCGAUAAAAACUUUUAUUAAAGAUUUACUCAGUGUUAUUACAAUAUAUUUCAUAAUUUAUUCAAAAGAUUUAAGGUAUUAAAUAUUUUUGAAUUCACAUAAAAUUAUAUUAUUUAGUGGUGCACAAUAUUAAAAAUCUUGUCAAAAUGAUGGAAGAUAUGCAAGAAGAGACCCAAUUUGUGGUCGAUGAUGUAAGCAAAAUUAUUAAAGAAGCAAUUGAAGUAUCUAUUGGAGGAAAUGCUUAUCAACAUAGUAAAGUAAAUCAAUGGACAUCGAAUGUUGUUGAAGCAUGUUUGGGAAAUCUUACAAAACUUCAGAAACCAUAUAAAUACAUAGUGACUUGUACUAUAAUGCAAAAAAAUGGAGCAGGAUUGCAUACUGCGAGCUCAUGCUAUUGGGAUAAUGCUACUGAUGGUAGUUGUACAGUACGUUGGGAAAACAAAACAAUGUAUUGUAUUGUUUCCGUAUUUGGCCUAGCAAUUUAAUUGAUUUUAGUAAUUCAUACACAAACAAAAGCUUCUGAUAAAUAUAUUAAAAAAUAAUAAAAAGUAAUAAAAUUUCAUCUAAUAAGUUAAAAAAUUAUAGUAAUUAUGGUGCAGGAAAUAUAAAAUCUAUUUUACAUAAUAGCCUUUUUUUUUAGUAAUAUGAUGUAUUUUUUAUAUUGCAAAUACAUUGCAUUUAAGACAUUAA
This is a messenger RNA of Apis mellifera (honey bee), 754 nucleotides long. RefSeq names its product tctex1 domain-containing protein 1 (gene Dlc90F). Gene Ontology annotation, cellular component: cytoplasm; cytoplasmic dynein complex. NCBI's taxonomy places the organism in Eukaryota, Metazoa, Arthropoda, Insecta, Hymenoptera, Apidae. Bases 211 to 549 code for a protein of 112 amino acids. The record is from RefSeq and is a predicted model, not a curated record. Gene Ontology annotation, biological process: microtubule-based movement. Gene Ontology annotation, molecular function: dynein intermediate chain binding. The transcript has 4 exons.